This is a messenger RNA of Tuber melanosporum (Perigord truffle), 936 nucleotides long. RefSeq lists its product as uncharacterized. Gene Ontology annotation, cellular component: mitochondrial small ribosomal subunit; ribosome. Gene Ontology annotation, molecular function: structural constituent of ribosome. Bases 1 to 936 code for a protein of 311 amino acids. Lineage: Eukaryota; Fungi; Ascomycota; Pezizomycetes; Pezizales; Tuberaceae. The record is from RefSeq and is a predicted model, not a curated record. The transcript has 4 exons. Gene Ontology annotation, biological process: translation.
AUGAUCCUCGGGAAAUUGGCCUUACGACAGAGCCGAUUGACUUCGCUUUCCGGGGCCGCAAGAAAUUUCGCCAGAGCAAUCACCUCCGAGCAGAAUGGAAGUACCAACACGGGGCCAGAGGUGACUCCUGGAGAGGGAAGGGUCGGCAUCUCCCAAUCCUCAGAUCCAACACAGUCCAGUAGUGCCACCGGCCCGGCCAGUGACAAAUUAGAGGGUCAAAGUCAAGCCUUCACCAGAUCCCAAGAAUACGAGAAUUUCAAGCAAUUCCAAAACACCACAGGAAAACUCGGCUCCAUCCCCGGCCGGAUCUACAGACCGCACAUCGCCGUCAACCACCCCCCAGGACCGCGAGACAUAACCCUCGAGCUCUUCAUGGCCUCGGGCGCACACCUCGGCCACCUGACCUCCCUCUGGAACCCGGGCAACGCGCGCUAUAUCCAUGGCAUCCGUGACAACAUCCACAUCAUAUCCCUGGAAACCAUAGCAGCGCACCUCCGACGGGCGGCCAGGGUCGUCGAGGGGAUCACGCGCGCCGGUGGGUUCAUAGUCUUCAUCGGGACGCGCGAGGGGCAGGAACGCUGCGUCAUAAACGCAGCCAAGAUGUGCGGUGGGGCACACGUGUUCGAUUGGUGGAUCGCGGGGACUAUAACUAAUGCUCAUAAUCUGCUGCGGAAGAGGAAGGUUGUCGAGCGGGAUAUGGCGGAUCGCGUCGUCUCGCUGAAGCCUAUCGAUGAUGGCAGGGUCGUCGUGCCGGACCUUGUGGUCGUGCUGAAUCCCAUGGAGAAUUCGGUUGCCUUGCAUGAGUGUGCACUUGCUGGGGUGCCGACUAUUGGGAUUGUGGAUACGGAUAUGGAUCCGCUUAGGGUUACGUAUCCGAUUCCUUGCAAUGAUGAUAGUUUGAGGGCUGGAGGCAGAGUUGGAGUCUGUGCAGGUUAG